Molecule: messenger RNA, 5678 nt
Organism: Coffea eugenioides
Lineage: Eukaryota; Viridiplantae; Streptophyta; Magnoliopsida; Gentianales; Rubiaceae
Product: putative disease resistance protein RGA3
Exons: 2
Coding region: 118-3522 (1134 amino acids)
Biological process (GO): defense response to other organism
Molecular function (GO): ADP binding
Source: RefSeq, a predicted model, not a curated record
UUCACCGACUGCUACAUUCAACUCGUUCUCACCUUCGAACUUGCAAAUUGCCCGGUUCCAUUCCACACUCUCAAAACUAUCAACUGCUCUCUUUCUCCCAGAUAUCGACCUGACCUGAUGGCGGAUGCACUACUUGGUCCCGUUGUAGAAGUUCUAGUGGAGAAGGCAAUAAAUUUGGCUUCUGAACAAAUUGGCCGGUUUGUUGCAUUCAAGAAAGACUUGGAGAAACUGAGGGAUACGUUGACUCUGAUCCAGGCUCUCCUUCAUGAUGCAGAGGAAAGACAGGUGACUCAACAAUUCGUGAAGCGUUGGCUGGAGAAGCUUGAACGUGUGGCUUUCGAUGCUGGUAAUCUGUUGGAUGACAUCAACUAUGAGAUGAUCCGGCGCAAAGUUGAGAUUCAAAACCAAAUGAAGAGGAAGGUAUGCUUCUUCUUCUCACUCUCCAAUCCCAUUGCAUUUCGUUGCAAAAUGGCCAACAAAAUUCAGAAAAUCAGUAUGGAUUUGGAAAGAAUCAAUCAAGAAGCAUUGGGCUUUGGCCUCCAGCCACAGAUUGGAGCUAGAGAUGCGCCUCGUGUUCUUCUAAAGAAUAGGGAGACUGCCUCUGUUACUAUUGAUGUGAGUUUUGUUGGAAGAGAAAAUAAUGUCUCAGAAAUAGUAAAAAAGUUGGCUGCCCCAAAUAAUGAUGAAACUAUCUCCGUUCUCCCUAUAGUAGGGAUGGGCGGGAUCGGGAAGACUGCAUUGGCUCGAAAUGUUUUUAAUGAUCCAAAGAUUAAAGAACAUUUUGAGAAGAGCAUGUGGGUAUGCGUGUCGGAUGAUUUCAAUGCCAAUAGGCUUUUUAAGUUGAUGCUAGAAUCAUUGGAAGUACCAAUGACCGGAGUUGAGAGUAAGGAAGCCAAAGUCAAUCGGCUUAAGGGCUCAUUGGAUGGUAAAAGGUAUCUACUGGUCUUGGACGAUGUUUGGAAUAAGGAUUCCGGACUAUGGAAUGAGUUUCUUGGGUCUUUAAGGGGUACUAGCCAAGCCAUGGGGAGCUGGAUUCUUGUGACCACUCGUGAGCGACAAGUGGCAACCAUCACGAGAAUUUCUUCUCCUCAAGAUUGUUCCUUGAAAGAAUUAUCACCUGAUCAUUGUUGGCUCAUUCUCAAAGCAAAUGCAUUGGGUGCUAGGAAAGUGCCAAAUAGACAGCAAGAAGAUAUAGGGUUCAAGAUUGCAGAAAAAUGCCGAGGCUUACCAUUAGCUGCAAGCGUUCUCGGGGGCAUGCUGCGCAACAAGGAAAUAGAUGAAUGGCAGAAAUUAGAGAGUGGGCUUCAAAGAGGUGAAAAUAAUGGCAUUGAUGAAAUUUUGAAGUUGAGCUUUGAUCAUCUGCCAUAUCCAUCUCUUAAAAAAUGUCUUGCGUAUUGUUCAAUUUUUCCCAAGGAUUUUGAAAUGGAAAGGAAUCAACUGAUCCAACUUUGGGCAGCAGAAGGAUUUCUUUAUUCAAAUCCAAGAAACAAUAAUAUGUGUAUGGAGGAAGUUGGUAACAUGUAUUUUACCAUUUUGUUGGAUAGUAACUUGUUUCAAGAUGCAAAGGAGGAUGGGUAUGAGAAUGUUGUGAAUUGCAAAAUGCAUGAUCUUGUGCAUGAUAUGGUGCAAUCCAUUCCCAGUUCUAAAACUUUGAGGUUGACAGAGUCUGGAAGUGAUGACCAGGGGACGUUUCCCAUCCAGUAUCUUGCACUGGAGAGAAGUGGAGAAGAAAUGCCAUUUCCUCCCUCUGAAAGGUUCAAGUGUAUUACAACAUUAUUUUUGUUGGAAGACAGAUCACUUAAUGAUAGAGAGAUAUCAUUUUUUAUGUUGCGAGUUUUGAGCUUAAGGUCAUCAAGUGUCGAGGAGCUUCCUAAAUCAAUUGGGAAGCUAACUCAUUUGCGGUACCUUGAUUUAUCCAGACCUUCAAUCGAAACAAUGCCAGACUCUCUUUGUCGACUUUAUCAUUUGCAGACAUUAAGAGUUGAAGAUUGUUAUUCAUUGACAAAGUUUCCAGAAAAUUUCACGAAUUUGGUGAAUUUGAGGCACUUUGAAGUGCGAAAUUGCGCAAACUGCAAAGAGUUACCAACUCUUGGGCACAUGUCCUCCCUCAGAUCUCUUCACUUGGAAAGACUUGAUGGCAUAACAAGCAUAGGACCUUCUUUUUAUGGAGAAUCAACCAUACAUAGUGGAAGCGGCAGUCAAAGUCCCCUAAAAUUGUUUCCAGCACUUGAACAUUUCAUUCUAAGGUACGCGCACAAUUUGACUGAAUGGACGGGAGCAGAAGUUCAUGAUAGAGAAUUGAUGGUAUUUCCUGUCCUUCAGACGAUAGAGAUUUACUAUUGCCCCGAACUAGCAACUUUUCCAAGUCAUUUUCCAAGUCUCAAGAAAUUGCACAUCCAUUUGACUAAGAAUGGGUCAGCAGUAAUGGAAUAUAUUCGCAGCAGCGGAGUUAGCACUCUCACCGGUCUUUGCCUUUUAUUUGUGAAUGGGUUCACUGAGCUACCAAAUAUGUUAUUUCAAAACAAUCCAAAACUUGCAGAUCUCGUGUUAAAACGUUGUGAUGAUUUGACCCAUUUCUUGGAUUUUCCGUCUGAAGUUUUAGAAGGUCCAAAUUCCCAAACAGUGCUUGAGUUGAGCCAACCACACACUUGUAUUGACAAUAGUGCUACUCAACGUUUGGUUGGUCUUGAGUCCCUUGAGAAAUUACUUGUUCGGAGUUGCGAUUCACUCAAGUCGAUUUCAAUCCCCAAGGGAGACAAGUACCUCACUGCCUUGCGCGAAUUAGAAAUUUCCCAUUGCUAUGGGUUGACCCACUUGUCCAUCCCCCAGCUAUCUGAGUCAGAGUGGGAUUCCACUUCUCCGCCCUCCCUCUCCGCUACUUCUCCUCCUCCUCUUCUACCUCUCGAGAAAUUGAGAGUAUACAGCUGCCCCGAUCUGAUCUCCUUUCCAAUUGAUUUAACCCGAACACCUUCUCUCUCUUACCUGGACAUAUCUCGUUGUCCCAAAUUAACGGACUUGCCCAAGGAGAAGCUUUGUUCUCUUACAAGCUUGAGAACCUUAUCGAUUGGACCAUUCUCAGAAACCACAGAGUUGCAUUCCUUCCUAUACCUCUUUGAUGCUCUCCCACCACCGCACCCCUACUUCCCCUCCCUUUCGGAAUUAUUUCUGCGUGGAUGGUCUCAUUGGGAAUCUCUGCCCGAGCAACUUCAGGGCCUCUCUGCCCUAACAACUCUUUUUUUAGAAGGUUUUGGAGUGAAAUCAUUGCCCGAUUGGUUUGGGAAGCUUUCGUCACUUGAACGACUUUGUCUCUUGGAUUGUAAAAAGCUAGAGAAUUUACCCUCUCACCAAUCUAUGAGAAGCCUCACCAGACUAAGAAAGCUGGAGAGUGACGGGUGUCCCCUUCUAAAGGAAAGAUGUAAACCAAAGAGCAGCAGUAGCAGCACCACCGAAUCCAAUUCUGAGUGGUCGAAGAUCUCCGGCAUUCCCCAAAUUGAAAUUGAUGAGCAGCAAAUCAGAGGCUAAUCCCCAUUUGAAGCUCAUAAAUAACGUCAGUUUUCCCAAUUAAAGCUACUAGCCUAACUUCUACUCAAUAAUUGAUGCGAACUAUUUUUCCUUCGUCCUGUGCGCUUUUGCUUUCUAGGUAAUCUUUUCAUUUAUGUUUGUGUGAUCUUUUGUCCCUGAAUUAGCACUUUCCAGAUAUUCCUUUGUGAUCUACUACCAUGUUUUACUUCCUCCAAUAUUUGUGUCUUUCAACAUGUUAAAGGAUUAACAUUAUUUGGAACUUUGUUAAUGAGAGAAAUUUUGUGAGGCCAUUUCUGAAAUUUAUUGCAAUAUGGUCGGAAAACAUAAUUGUUGUAUUAGCUAUGGUUAUCCAAAACCUUUCUCAGCUAUCAUAGCUUAUGUUUGAAAAUAGUAACUACAGGUCAUUCUUACAGCUAAUAAUUUCGAAAUUUUGCAGUUUAUAGUGUGCAACAUAAAGUUUGCAAAUUCAUUGCUAUGAAUAAUGCUAACUUUUCAGCAUCCACCAAAGUAUGUUUGAUCAAAUUUGAUCAUCUUAUUUUUCUUUCUACUUUGCUUAUGCAUUUAGUAUGCCAUAUCAAUCCUUUAUCUCCAUUUGUUUUUUACAUUUGCAUCGUCGAUUAUUUCAGUGAAUUGUUAAUUCAAAUUUGGUCUAUAUGCAGUGGUGAAGGUUUCAGACUAGUUUAAGUCUUGCUUUUAGCUCAAACAAAUUCCUAGAUUGCGUUGGUGUCUUUUGAAAUUCUAUAAAUGGUAAAUUUUGUAUGAGUGAUCCUCUAUGUCAAAAAUAUUUAACUACAGAAGCUACUUCAGCCUGCCAUUAACUCCUUAGAGUCAAUCUUGAUGGUUACUCUUUUAUUUUGGCAUUUACUUAUUCAUCCUUGCAUAUUUCUAGUUUGAAAUUUCGACACGAGUAAUGUGCAUGUGAGAUUGUAAGGAUUGACAAUUGAAGUAGCCAACUAACACCACUAUUACUUUGAAGUUUUAAGAAUGUUUUACGUGAGAAUGACUGUGGACAAGCUUGGCGACUCAUGUAAGCAUACAUUCUUUUGGGUAUCUUUCUAGUAAAAGAUUUGUAACAUAAUGAAAAAGUGACAUUUUCUACCAGUGUUUUCCAUUCAGCUCAGGAUUUUCACUUAUAGCUGAAAGUAAGAGCUUUUUCCUCAAACUGUUUUUUUUUUUUAAAGAAUGCAUUUCAUGAAGUAAACUGAAUUCCCUAUGCUUCCAUGGAGAUUCUAAACUUAGCAUGAUUUUCAACAUGAUCCUAUGUGUUACUUUCUUCGAACAAAUUGUAAUAGUACUGGGAGAUUGUUAGCCUUUAAAGUUAUGAACUUGAAAAAGGUCAAUAUUUCAAGUGAUAAGAAUAACACUGGUUUGGGCUUUAUAUGGUUCUGGUAAAUCAUCUCUUCCAGCUCCCUUUCAGGAUCUCAGGGAAGUUAACCUGUUAAUUCGUGGAAGUAGUGUGGCUUUAUUUCGUUUUCCAUUUCUGCUGUAGCAUCAAAUGCUGCAGAAACCCAUUGGGAAGAAAUAUCAAGAAACUGCUUUAAGGCAUGACUUAAAUAUCAAGUAAUAUAAUUUAUUGACUUUAUUUUUUGAGGUAUCUUGCAAAUUCAGUUUUUUCUGUUAUCUAAUGAAUUCUUACAAAAUGAACUCUCUGGUUUUCGAAAUUGAAAUUGCUUAGAAAUUUUGGGAAGGGUUUUGGUACCAUAAAUGCUGGUGCAAUCCUCUAUCAGCCUUAUCAUUUUGUUUUUUACCUGUUUCUUGAUAUUUAUGUUUUUGUGGACUUUUGAUUUUGUUUCUCAAAUCUAAGAGGACUAUUUCUAUUGAAACAGGUUGUCUUGAACAAAAUCUAGAGUCCUGAUACGUUGUUUAAAUAGCUUGAUCACUUAGAUGAAGUUUGAAUUUGGCUAUAUUGUGGGUGCAAAAGGGUUUCUGAGUGGAUAUAGGAUGCGUAUCUUUUGAUUUAUAGGGAAGAUGAUGUCACAAGGGGAGCUGCCCCAACAGUGAGUGAUGCAAGAGCUAUGAGAUUUUCUACUUUGAUCAUAUUCUAAUUGGAUGCUAAGUUGUCACAAUCUGCUUAAAUUCUAAGAAAACUGAAGUCUACACUGAGUGUGUUAAUGAUUUAGUCAAUUCUGUGUAUUCUAUAAUGCUAUCUUCAGUUA